Messenger RNA from Caretta caretta (loggerhead turtle), 1799 nucleotides. Its product is annotated as cytochrome P450 2J2-like. Gene Ontology annotation, cellular component: intracellular membrane-bounded organelle; cytoplasm. Gene Ontology annotation, biological process: xenobiotic metabolic process. The record is from RefSeq and is a predicted model, not a curated record. Gene Ontology annotation, molecular function: oxidoreductase activity, acting on paired donors, with incorporation or reduction of molecular oxygen, reduced flavin or flavoprotein as one donor, and incorporation of one atom of oxygen; heme binding; iron ion binding. NCBI's taxonomy places the organism in Eukaryota, Metazoa, Chordata, Testudines, Cheloniidae.
AUGCUGCUGCAGGCUGUCCCUGGGUUAAUGUGGCUCUGGCAGAGCAUGCCCUUUCAGACACUGGUCGUGUUCUUAGGCCUGUUCCUGCUGAUUGCUGACUGCAUGAAAAGGAGACGGCCGAAGAAUUUCCCUCCAGGACCUUUGCCCCUGCCCUUCCUGGGCCACAUGCUCCAUCUGGAUUUCAAACAGCCCCAUAGCUCCAUAGAGAAGCUUGCUGGAAAAUAUGGCAACAUUUUCAGCAUGCAGUCUGGUAACCUGACAUUUGUGAUUGUAAAUGGAUUCCAGCUGGUGAAGGAUGUGCUUGUCCAUCAGGGUGAAUACUUUCUUGAUCGCCCACAAAUGCCUCUUAUCUACGAAAUCUUCGGUACGUUUGGAUUAGUCAACUCUAAUGGACAUGGCUGGAAACAACAAAGAAGAUUUGCUUUAUCAACUCUAAGAAACUUUGGCCUGGGGAAGAGGAGCUUGGAAGAACGAAUACAGGAGGAGAGCAGAUACCUCACAGAUGCAAUUGAAGAAGAAAAAGGGGAACCUUUUGACCCUCACUUUAAAAUUAACAAUGCUGUUUCCAACGUUAUCUGUUCCAUCACUUUUGGGGACAGGUUUGACUAUCAGGAUAGUCACUUCCAGAAGUUACUGCAGUUGAUCGAUGAGACUUUGUACCUUCAGGGAACUAUUUGGAACCAGCUGUAUAACUCCUUCCCCACCAUAAUGAAGUGGAUACCUGGACCCCAUCACACCAUUUUUAAAAACUGGGAAAAACUGAAGUGUUUUGUGAGGGAAAUGAUUGCAAAGCAUAAAGAGGACUGGAAUCCAUCUGAACCCAGAGACUUCAUUGACUGUUAUCUGAAGGAAAUUGCAAAGGCUGACGCCGACCCCAGUUUCCAUGAAGAAAAUCUCUUAUUUUCCACACUGGAUCUUUUUUUUGCUGGAACUGAGACAACAUCUACAACCCUCCGCUGGGCUCUGCUGUACAUGGCCAUAUAUCCAGACAUUCAAGAGAGAGUGCAAGUGGAGAUUGACGCAGUGAUUGGCCAGUCUCGCCAGCCAGCCGUGGGUGACAGGGACAACAUGCCAUACACCAAUGCAGUUAUUCAUGAAGUGCAAAGGAUAAGCAACAUCGUGCCUUUAAAUGUGCCCAGAAUGGCAACUAGUGACACUACACUGGCCGGAUUCUAUGUGCCGAAAGGCACCGUUUUGAUUCCCAAUUUGACAUCUGUGCUGUUUGACAAGAAUGAGUGGGAAACCCCUCAGACUUUUAAUCCUAAGCAUUUUCUGGAGGAUGGUCAGUUCAAGAAAAGAGAAACUUUCCUGCCAUUCUCUGCAGGAAAGCGUGGUUGCCUUGGUGAGCAGCUGGCUAGAAUAGAGCUGUUCCUGUUCUUCACCACCCUUCUCCAGAAAUUCACAUUCCAAGCUCCGAAGGACGUGAAGCUAAGUCUUCAGUUCAGAAUGGGACUUACUCUCUCCCCACAGCCAUACCAGAUCUGUGUGCUGUCUCGGUAGGGAAAGCCAGGACAUUUUCGUCGUUGCCCCAUUUCUCAAAAUACUUAGGGUUUGCUGUGCUAGUAUAUAGGGCUGCAUCUGCAGUUCACUAUGUCUCCAAAUUUCCCUGCCUGCCUCCAUUCUUAUAACCCAACGGGGGCCCAAUAUCAGCAACUGGAUGAUUUGGGAACCUGAUUUAGGAAAGGGGCUCUGGCUGUUGUGAUACAUCUUACCAUGACGGCAGCUCUUCCUUAUGUCCCUACCAUACCAGUCUGUAUGCAUGUACACUCAGGAUGGCCUAAGAAUUCUCACUCCCAUAU